CUGUCAUCGAUGAAACGAGUUUAUGUAAUUGACUAACGUAUGAUGGCUCGAUAGAAGGAGCGACUGUCUUCCUUCAAGAGUCUGCAUACGGGAGACCAGCUGGCUACAAAGUGUAGACAACUCCUUUCCUCACACUGUUUAGCCCUUUUUGUGCGCUACAUAUCCAUAGUAUAGGGCCAUCCAAGCUUCAAGAGUCAUCUAACCUCGGGCCUCCGAGUCCACCCCAAGUCAACCCCUACCCCAAUUUCGUGAGAGUGACGUCCACAAUUCUUCUGUCUGUUUCUGAUUCUUUUCGCUAAAGUACCGAGCAACCUUGGGCCUCCUUCCUUAGGGUUCAAGUUACGUGCGUGGCCCUAGUAAUUUCAGCCUAUAAAAUACCAGCAUGCGAUGGCUUUACAUCCAAAUCCUUCACUGCAACAAGCUCCAUGAUGUUGACUUCCCACUUCACCAUCCUUGCGCUGCUCACCUUCCUCACUGGCGCCAACGCGGGAUGUGCAGCGUGCGCUGAUACUUUGGAAGUCGAUGGUGUAGCGGUCUACACGCUAGUCAACAGCACUAUAGAGUACAAGGACGGGUACACACUUUGCACUUACGAGAAUAUACUGGGCUUAGAGGUGACCUGCGAGUAUUCGGACAGGGGCGCGUACGUGGAUGGGGAUGACUUGUGUCCGCGUGGGUCAAAGUCGGAUACGAUUGGGUGUUGAGCAGGAUAUGACGUGGAAAUGGCCUAACGGGAGUAGCAAUAUUGUUUUGCAGACAGCUGGACAUAUCAGUAUAUUUUUUCCGUUAGAAACGUUCCCCUCGUUGUCUUGCAUUGGCCAGCUUGUAAUAGACGAUCUUCUCGAGCCUCUCAUCUCAUUCAGUAUUCCUCCUGGCCUGGCACUGGUCAGUGUCUCAGUCAGAUUCGAAGCUUGAAAAUUCGAGCGAGUUCCUCGAGUUUCGUUCUCCGGGUCAAGACUAUAAGUUGUAAAAAAAAAAC
Messenger RNA from Suillus clintonianus, 979 nucleotides. RefSeq lists its product as uncharacterized. Lineage: Eukaryota; Fungi; Basidiomycota; Agaricomycetes; Boletales; Suillaceae. The record is from RefSeq and is a predicted model, not a curated record. The coding region runs from base 426 to 704 and encodes 92 amino acids. The transcript has 3 exons.